UCUAGCUUCAAUUUACCUACGAAGUCAGAAUCUCUUUCGGGGUAAGGGUUCCACGGGAUUAUCAGCGCCAUUGCAUCGGAUCGGAAGCAUAGUGUUGGUUUCGGCUUCGAGAGCGGCACUGUCGUACAAGCGGCCCCACGCGGGACGAGCUGCGAUGAUGAGGGGAACUUGACGCUCAACUCUACACUCUUUGAGGAAUUCUCACGCCCUUUCUGAUUCUUUCCUUCUACGUCUCCAAUGCCGCACCAGCUGGACAUUGUUAUCGUCGGGGCGGGCCUCUCGGGCCUGGCGGCUUCGAUCCAGUGUGCAUUGGCCGGACAUGAUGUCACGGUUUUGGAAGGUGCGAAGGAAUUAGCUGAGAUAGGUGCCGGCCUCCAGUUAACUCCCAACGCAACUCGUCUUCUCCAGAAAUGGAGUGUGUACGAGACUAUUAACGGACCUUGUGAGCCGACGACGUGUACGGUAUAUAACUACAAAGGCAAGGUUUUGGCACGUGAGGAUGGCUUUGAUGAGAAUAAUCGCCGGAGAUAUCAUGCGCCGUUUUCGGACUGUCAUCGUGUAGAUUUGCAGAAGGCGUUGGCGAAACGGGCGGAGGAGCUGGGAGUUGGCAUUGUCCUUGGGACAAGAGUGACCAACCUUGACUUGGGCAGCGAAGAAGAGGGAAAUACGGGAGGAAGGAGAGCUAGAGUCAUGACCGAGGGUGGAGAAGUUUACCAGGCGGAUCUCGUUGUUGGAGCGGAUGGUUUGUGGUCAACAACCCGCUCUGUCUUCCUUGGUCGGAACGACGCACCACUCCCAACAGGCGACCUAGCUUUCAGAAUAGUGCUGAGGCUAGAGCAGAUACAAGAUCCGAAACUGAGGAAGAUGGUUCAAGAGCCUGGUGUGAGAUUCUGGGUUGGGCCUGAUGCACAUGUCGUUGCAUACUCGUUGCGUGGAGGUACAAUGUAUAAUGUCGUACUCUUGGUGCCGGACGAUCUCCCAGAUAGUGUUGCGAGGAUUGAAGGUAGCCUAGACGAGAUGAGGGGCCUGUUCCAGGGUUGGGAUCCUGUACUAACACAGCUUCUAUCCUGCGUAGACCGCGUCGACAAAUGGAAACUCAUGCAUCGCGAGGAAAUGACCUCCUGGAUCUCCCCACAAUCCAACCUCGUCCUGAUUGGCGACGCAUGCCAUCCCAUGCUCCCCUACCUCGCCCAAGGCGCGAACUCGUCCAUUGAGGAUGGGGCAGUUCUAGGCCUUCUGUUAGCCCCUCCCCACUUUAGCUCCCCAUCUCAACUACCAAGUGUGCUUGGACUCUUCCAACAGCUAAGGAAAGCCCGGGGCGAGGCCAUUGCGAGGGAGACGUUUAAGCAGAGGAGGGAUUUUCACCUGCGCGAUGGACCGGACCAGGAGAAAAGAGAUGAGAUUUUUGCGAGGCAGUUGGGGAAGGAGGUUGUGGGAGCAUUUCCGAGUCGCUGGACUUGUCCAGAGGUGCAGCCUUGGUUGUAUGGUUAUGAUGCUAUGAAGGAGGUGGAGACUGCACUUAAGGCGCGGAGUAGUGAGGGAGAUGCGGAGAUGGGGCGGCUGUAAUUUGUUGGCUAAAUUAUGUAGGUG
This is a messenger RNA of Lindgomyces ingoldianus, 1590 nucleotides long. Its product is annotated as salicylate hydroxylase-like protein. The record is from RefSeq and is a predicted model, not a curated record. Gene Ontology annotation, molecular function: monooxygenase activity; FAD binding. Gene Ontology annotation, biological process: secondary metabolite biosynthetic process. NCBI's taxonomy places the organism in Eukaryota, Fungi, Ascomycota, Dothideomycetes, Pleosporales, Lindgomycetaceae. The transcript is spliced from 3 exons. Bases 238 to 1566 code for a protein of 442 amino acids.